AUGGAGCCAUGGAAAACAUACCACAAAGAUGUUGUGCAUAUAUUUGAAGACAGUGAAUGGCAGAAGAGAACUGCAAAGGCUCCACCACUUUCUCAUACUGAAUGUCAAAUGUGGGCCACACUUCAAAUAUUGCUUUUUGAUUCUGACUCUAUCAAUAUGUAUGAAAUUAAUACUGCACGAAGAAAUGUGCUCUUAAAAUUACGUGGCCAUCUAGAUGAAGCAGCCUUAUCCCAGGUCCCCUCCUUGGAACACAUUGCACGGUGGCUUGCCACUCUUGCCAUCACUGCCCCCACAACAGGCACACCCACCACCCCUUAUCACUACUCUCCCACAAUGCCUGCAGGCAUUGGCAUCCACCAUGGCAGCUGCCUGGGACUUGGAUGUCCUAGAGGAGCUGCUACCUCACCCUCCAAUAUGUACCUCCUGUGGUGGUCCUGCAAGCCAAAGGUGCUCCCGAUGCCACAAUCAGUGGUAUUGCCACAGGAAGUGUCAAGUCAAAGACUGGCCUCAGCACAAAAAACUGUGUGACCUUUUACUAACUAGCCAUAGCAAAACUGACAAUAUACAGGAACACUUUGCCUCCUCAAAGAAGUAAUAUUCUUCAUAAUGAUGUGAUUAUAUGGGAAAAAAUGGUAAGAAGCUAAAUAAACUAAAUACUAAAGAUGUAAGAUUAUACAACGCCCAUCAGACAAUUCACAUUCUGCAUAAAUUAUUUGUUGUUAAUAUUCACAAUUUUAGGUUUAGAAUAUUUCACCCAGAACAUCUCUG
Molecule: messenger RNA, 768 nt
Organism: Scylla paramamosain (green mud crab)
Lineage: Eukaryota; Metazoa; Arthropoda; Malacostraca; Decapoda; Portunidae
Product: zinc finger MYND domain-containing protein 10-like
Exons: 3
Coding region: 1-528 (175 amino acids)
Cellular component (GO): cytoplasm
Source: RefSeq, a predicted model, not a curated record